This is a messenger RNA of Silurus meridionalis, 3043 nucleotides long. It is a transcript of the gene swap70b, whose product is annotated as switching B cell complex subunit SWAP70b. Gene Ontology annotation, cellular component: cytoplasm; nucleus. NCBI's taxonomy places the organism in Eukaryota, Metazoa, Chordata, Actinopteri, Siluriformes, Siluridae. The transcript is spliced from 12 exons. The coding region runs from base 129 to 1895 and encodes 588 amino acids. Gene Ontology annotation, molecular function: calcium ion binding. The record is from RefSeq and is a predicted model, not a curated record.
UGAACUGAGGCUGCUCAGCGGGUCGGCCAGCGCAGUCACGUGACACUCGCCCGACCCUCCGUGUGAGCGGAAUCCUCUCUCUGUGCAGAGCACCAGUGCGUCGUGCCUCAGCCAGGCUGUCUCUCGAGAUGGGACUAAGGGAAGAACUUCUCAAGUCGAUAUGGCAUGCCUUCACAGCGCUGGAUUUGGACAAGAGUGGCAAAGUGUCAAAGUCUCAGUUAAAGGUGCUUUCUCAUAGCUUGUGCACUGUGAUGAAGAUUCCUCAUGAUCCAGUGGCUCUGGAGGAGCACUUCAGAGAUGAUGAUGAGGGACCAGUCUCCACUCAGGGAUACAUGCCAUACCUGAACCGAUUCAUCCUGGACAAGGUCCAGGACAACUUUGAUCGAGUUGACUUUAACAGGAUGUGCUGGACACUGUGUGCCAGAAAAAACCUCAACAGAAGUCACCUACUUAUCUCUGAUGACGAUGCAUUUAAAAUCUGGUGCAUAUUUAAUUUUCUCUCAGAGGACCGAUACCCCUUGGUUAUGGUCACAGAGGAGAUCGAGUAUUUUCUGCGCAAGUUGACAGAGGCGAUGGGAGGCAGCUGGAUCGAGGAGAAAUUUGAGGACUAUAAGACACAGUUGAGCUUCAAACAGCAGUGCCUGAAUGUGUGGGAGCUGAUCGAGCUAGUCGGCAUGGGUCACUUCAGCAAAGGGAUGGACCGCCAGACCCUCUCCAUGGGCAUCAGUGAGGUCUUCCAGGAACUCAUUAUGGAUGUGUUAAAACAGGGCUAUUUGCUGAAAAAAGGCCACAAACGGAAAAACUGGACUGAGCGGUGGUUUCUUCUUCGCCUCAAUUCGAUCUCAUACUAUGUAAGUGAAGAUCUGACAGAGAAAAAAGGAGAAAUACUGCUAGAUGGGAACUGCUGUGUUGAGUCAUUACCAGAUAAGGAGGGAAAGAAAUGCCUUUUAUUCAUUAAGUGCUCAGACAAAAGUUAUGAGAUCAGUGCUUCUGAUAAAAAGAAAAAACAGGAAUGGAUUCAAGCCAUUCAGACAUGUAUCUCUCUGCUGAAGAUAGGCCAUCCAGCUCCACAUUAUGAAGCUCGGCUAAAGCGACGAGAGUUGCGCCAGAAGCAACAAGCCGAGCAAGAACAACUGGAACUCAGGAUGAAAGAACUCCAGACAGCCAACGAGAACAAGCAAAAAGAGCUUGAGGCCAUGAGAAAGAAACUGGAGGAGGCAGCAGCCACAGCAGCUACGGAGGAAAGCAGGCGCCUGCAAACCCAGAACCAGCUGGAGGAUAUUUACAAAGCUGAAAUGGAGAAAGAGAAAAUGGUGAGGCUACAGAUGGAGGAACAAGUGGCACAAAAGUCCAGUGAGCUAGAGCAGUAUCUGCAGCGUGUCCGGGAGCUGGAGGAUAUGUACCAUCGCAUGGAGGAGGCAUUAGAGGAUGAAAGGCAGGCCAGGCAGGAUGAAGAGAUUGUGCGCAAACUACAAGCCAGAUUGCUGGAGGAAGAAGCAGCAAAGCGCACAGAGCUGGAGCAGAUUCACCUGCAGCAGCAGCAGGCUAUCUCUCAGACAAAGGCUGAGAAGGAGGAGCUGGAGAGGGCACGGCUGGAAAAGGAGGCUGCUCUGCAGGGAGCCAUGCAUCAGCUAGAGAGGCUGGAGACAGAGAGGCAAAGUGCUCUGGAACAGUAUGAGGAAGUAAUGAAGAAACUGGAAGACGCAGCAAACAACACAAAAAGCUGGAAGGACAAGGUGGCUCAUCAUGAGGGACUCAUACGUCUUAUACAGCCGGGCCCAAAAGGCCCUCAGAAGAUCACCAACUGGGGCCCUGCAGCCUUCACAGAAAAAGAACUAAGUCUGAGAGAGAAGGACUGGCAGGAGAAGAAAAACAAGCCUGCUCAGACCCAAUGAGGCAUCAUUGCUGUUCUGUGUUCUUGUACAUCUACCCACUACUAAACGGGAAAACACUGGCCAAGUGGGGCAUAUUCCAAACGGACCUCUAAAACACCCUGUAUGACUGCAUAGUAGACUCUAAUUUUCACUGUAUCUGUUUUCAUUCCAGUUGUACUGUAACAUUGCAGGGCAUUGCGUCCCUUUUUUGGCUCGUUCGAAGGGAUUUAUAUAUUUGUUUUUGUAAUGUACCAUAUUCUACACGAAAAUGUUGAUUUAGUUGUAUUUUUUUUUUGCCAAAGUGAUGACAGAUUUUGCACAGAAAUUACUAAAAUGUCAAAUAUUGUUCAUUUUAAAAGUGGAAAAACUGUCAUUCACCAAGUCAUUUCAAAAACAUUAAAAUUGCUAAUGCUAACCCAUGACCUUUUCAGUUAAACAGAGAAUGUUUUAAAGGGAUGAAUAAGGCACUAAAAUUGGUUUUUGUACUUUUUGUAGAAUAACUUUUUUUUUUUUCCAUACUGACAGAAACAAUAUAUUACAGAGGCACAUUAUUAUAAAUAGUGUGUUUACGAGGACUAGAAUAUUAAGCUGUUAUAACACCAGAGUAGUUGUAUUAUUUAAAACUUUACAAGAUACCAGUGCCUUGGAAAUGUGUUUCUCACAAACAGUAUUAUGCAUGUUUGUAUCAAACUAACAAAAUGUUCACAAUUGAGACCGUUUUUUUUUCUUUAUAAAGAUUUGCUUAAAAUUAGAAUAAAAUGUUAAUCUUUGUUUAAGUGUCUGAAAUCUUUAGUUUUAGAUUAUAUAUAGCUUCUGUGUAGCCUGUAAUAUUGAUUAUUAUGGCUAUUUGAAUAUUGCUAGUUAUUAUUACUAUUUAUUGAGUUUUUGUUAUUGCAGUUAAGACCACAAACAUGCAUAUAUGGUGUAAAGUGCAGUUUCCCAGCACUGAUUUUACAGCUCUAAUGCCCUGCACAUAGCCUUCCAAAUCUAAUCUAAGUGUUUUGUGAAUAAAAAUACUUUUUAAAACUACUUUGCAGGGAUAUUACUACCAGCAGAUGUCUCUAUAAACCAGUGAGAGAAUUAGGUGUAUGGUGUGUGUACAUAGAAUGACAAUGAUAAAAAUUGCUUUAUUAAUAUUGAUAAAAUGCAAAUAAAAUAUUAUGAUUUUU